ACAAUUUCACGAUGCGCUAGCGAUGAAAUUCUCGGCCCAUUAUUUGAACACUAUUUAGCUGUCCUUUUUGAUUUAGAAGUAACUUUUCCAUUGCCUAUGGAAACUAUUGAGGAUUCAAAUUCAGUACAAACGAGUGAAGAACCAGAAAAUAUGCAGGUUGAAGAUGAUCUAAAUAGUGAUGAUCAAAAUGUUUCACAAUAUAAUGACAACACAUUACAAAUUUCAUCAAUCAAAAGGAAGCCCGAAGCUAAAGAUAUUAAAGAAAUCAGAGAAUUAUGGAAACAAAAAUUAGAAGACAUGCAUUAUAAUUCGAUUUAUGAUGAAACUAUCAUAACCAACCCUUUUAGGAAUUAUCUUCGCAUAUUUGUUGAAGAAAAAAUACCAUAUGCAAAUGAAAAUUUAAUGACAAUUGAUCAAA
Messenger RNA from Racocetra fulgida, 418 nucleotides. Lineage: Eukaryota; Fungi; Glomeromycota; Glomeromycetes; Diversisporales; Gigasporaceae. The record is from the annotation of a GenBank genome assembly.